Messenger RNA from Chelonus insularis, 6758 nucleotides. It is a transcript of the gene Sema5c, whose product is annotated as Semaphorin 5c. Gene Ontology annotation, molecular function: semaphorin receptor binding; chemorepellent activity. Gene Ontology annotation, biological process: positive regulation of cell migration; neural crest cell migration; axon guidance. The record is from RefSeq and is a predicted model, not a curated record. Lineage: Eukaryota; Metazoa; Arthropoda; Insecta; Hymenoptera; Braconidae. Bases 2604 to 5870 code for a protein of 1088 amino acids. The transcript has 18 exons.
UUAUCAAGCAGUAUAACGAUUUCUAUUUUGAAAAUAUCUGUAAUUGAAAGGAAUUCAAAAGGUUUAUGACUCAUGGCUGACAAUAUUUUGGAAUAAAAUUUGUAUCAAAUCAAUCAAUAAUCGAAACCAGCCUUAAAUUGAUCGACAUUAUCAUUCUAGAAUAUAUAUGGCGUUCAUUGUAGCCAUUUUGUGAAACGUGCAAUCUUUUUGAUAAAUUCAAACGAAUUAUUAAUCACAUCAUAAAAAUUAUCAAGAAAAAGAAAUACUUAUUUUGAAAGGUAAAAUAAAAAAUAUACAUAUUUAAUCAUGGCUGGCUCCACACCUAGAUUUCGUUACCUCCAAGUCGUUGGUGAAGAACAUUAUUUUGCGCCAUUUGGAUUGAAUGACUAUGAAUUAGCAACCAUUCGUGAAUAUUAUACUCAAAUUGAGCCUCCACGCAAUGGAGAAAUUACAACACAACCAUCGAUCAAAGUCAUCAACAUUCUAGCUAGUCUGGGCUACCGUCUUGUUGCUAUGACUCAGAAACACGAUUCAAAUAAGGUGAUCUGGAUGUUAGAAAGACCUUUAUGAAAUUUUCUACUAUCAUUAUCCGUUAAAUAGUUGUGACUUUUACGAAAAUGUGAUUGAAAUUAAUUAAUAGAAACUUUGAAAAUUGUGAAGAUUGAAUAACAAUAGAACCUGUUUCACUUAGAAGCACUUUGUUAGAUCAAAGACGCAUUAGUUACAUCCAAGUGAUAUUUCCAUAACAAAAGGGUAGAAAGAUGGGAGAAAGUCUACUGUCUUGAUAGCACAGUGACUUGUGCUAGAACCAGAAAAAUAUCCACGUACGAGUAUUGUGUAUUUGUGUCGUACAUUAGAUGCUGACUUCAAAGAUGAGCUCCAAGCUGGGAAUGAAUAGAAUAUUCGAUGGUGGCACGCGGCAUGAAAACUUUUUCAAAACGUUCUUCUCAUGAACGCUCGUGUAAACCGCGGGCCACUUAUUUACGUCAUUGUCAUUUCCAUUGUGGGAUUUGCUACAAUCGUGUUUAUGUGAAUUCGCCAAAUAAUAAGGUAAAAGUCAUCGAAAGAGACUUUCCAGUGUAUUACAGACUGCUAACAACUUUCAUAUAAUCUUCUAAUCAUGUGUUUAUUUGUUUACCUAGUAUUUUAGUUAAUUACUAUUAUUUUUUGAAAAAUAAAAUAUUUUCUCUCACCUAUAAAGACAAUGAGCUGCAGUAAGAACAUGUCUAUCAGUGAUCAAAACACCACCGCAAUAUUGUCGAGAUCCUCUUCUAAUGAGUGCAACCAUCCAAGGCCACUCUUUGGGGUCAGCUGGUUGUCCACCUACUACUCUUGUUCGACUUUUAGAAGCCAUUCCGCAACCUCUAGGACCUCUUGGCUUUCUCAUUUCAACUAAAUGAAGCCACUCACGAGUCAUAUCAAUGGUAACAGGGUCAACAUGUUCAGAACUAGCUUGUCCAGAUUCAAACAAUGAUACUGUCAACAGAUGAAACAACAUCAUCACCGCAACUCUCUCUCGUUUGUCAAACGAGUUUUUUUCGUUAAUUUUCUACCAUAGGAUCCUGGGUAUACCCAACGAGGUAGAAAAUGAAUCUACUUUCACGCGAAAAUUUUUCAAACGUCAGUGUUGGAGUUUGUAAUGGAAAAAUUAAAGUCUUUCUUCACUAAGUGGAUGUGCCAAACAGUGGCAUGAAUUCUGUAAAUGUCAACGAAAGACCGAGAAAGAAGAAUGAAAUGAGAAGACCUCGGGGUCCAGUUCACACCUUUGAGAAAACACCCACAUGCUUAACACGUCGCAGACUGGAAUUUUCACGAGAAGAAGAUCUCCAUUUGGUAACCUGGUCAACAAUCAUUGGGAGCUGCAAUUAUUACUGAGUUGUCAUCGUUGGUGGCUACAUCAUAUGUGCAUUCUACACAUCCUCACUGGCUUCUUCUUUGGACAUAACAGAGAAGAUCAGGUAGGGUGAGUUUAGGAGGCUGUUGACUGGCGCCAACCUGGCGGUCGACGAUGGAAACUGAGGCUUUCUACCAUGACGCUAACUUUGAAGAGUAGGGAGCGUCUAUGAGACUUGCGCAUGCUCUUGCAGUAACUCGUGACUCGAUUUGUGUUCAGUCAGUACCAAACUACGGUACCUAACCUAAUGCCGUAAUAAAGUUGUUGCUCUCGUGCUCGUGCGUCAUAAGCAUCGCGCGCGAUUCAAAACAUAAACAAACAGUGUGGAUAACAAACCAAGUGCCAUUUUUUCUGGACAUUUUAUUAAUUUGUGAAGUUUUAAAAUAUCCUAUUGAACUCUUGAGUGUAAUUGAGUGUUUGGAGCACAUUUAAUGGAAGAUUUGACGCUUACUAUUCGCUCAACCGUGUAAAGUGAGACAUAAGCAUCGGCCUUGCUAUUACUUAGCAUUCACGUGUUAACCCCAAGACUUAUCGGACUUGUUUUUACUCGUGAAUCGAUCGUCGACCUUAAUAUCAACAUCUCAGUGGCUCCAAGAAGUUAUAAUACUGCCUGAUUCAUUGGCAACAUGUGUAUUUUGAUUACAUCGUACUUCAAGAAGACCACUGCGUCCUAACUUUCAUCUUCAAAAGAGGCAAGACUGUGGACGGAAUGGCUGCUACAGUCUGGCUCCAAGUCAUCCUCUUACUAUGGACUUUAGUAUCAACAAUAGCCACAGGGGACUUUCGUCACAUUUCCUACGAAGAUAUAGCGGAAACAAGUAUCCUCUUCCAAGAUGAUGGUGUGACAACAUAUUCGCAGUUACUUUUUGACGUGGCUAGACAACAAGUCGUCGUAGGCGCAAGGGACAAUUUAUACCGGUUGACGUUGAAUUCUUUGACGCCAUUGGAACAUGCGAUUUGGCCGGCACCACCCGAAAAAGCAUCUGUUUGUCAAGACAAAGGUCAAACAGCCCAGGAUUGCCACAAUUACAUUAAAGUCUUGCUCACCAAUGGAAAGAAGCUCUUCACCUGUGGUACCAAUGCUUUCAGUCCACAUUGCACCUGGCGAGAGAUCGAGAAUAUUAAUAAUGUAACAGACUCAUUGUUCGGUGUAGCAAUAUGUCCAUAUUCUCCACAAGCAAAUGUCACUGCUCUGCUUGCCAAAGAGAAUGCAGGUCUUUUUGCCGGAGCACCGACCGAUUUUUCUGGCACUGAUGGUAUAAUUUAUCGAACAUUAGCAUCACCCAGCCUGCGUACCCAACAAUAUGACUCGAGAUGGUUGAAUGAUCCGCAAUUCGUGGGUAGUUUUGAGACCGAUGACCAUGUCUACUUCCUGUUUCGUGAGAUCGCUGUGGAGUACAUAAAUUGCGGCAAGAAAAUCUAUUCGAGAAUCGCACGGGUUUGCAAGAGAGAUCCAGGUAGUCCAAUGGUACAGAGAGAUAUUUGGACGACCUUCAGCAAAGCUCGUCUUAACUGUUCACUUCCUGGAGAAUUUCCGUUUUAUUAUGAUGAGAUCCAGGGCGCUGCAUACCAUCCUGAUGAAGGGAUCGUCUAUGCUACAUUCACAACUCCAAGUAAUGCUAUUGCGGGCUCAGCAAUCUGUGCAUUCAAUAUGACAGCUAUCACAUCAGCUUUCAACGGGCCUUUUAAACAUCAAGAACACUCCAGUGCGACAUGGGAGAAGAAACGAGUGCCGAAUCAUUAUAGACAACAUUGUGGACAAAUGGAGAACACGGCGGCUCAUCAAAUAUUAGAUAAUCAACGGUAUUUAUUGAUGGAUGAAGCAAUUCAAGGUACAACUCUAGGUCCACUCCAUACAACUACCAUGGAACGGUUUACUCAUAUUGCUGUUGAUGUAACACCUACUAAGUUACAUCGUGGAGUGACUAUUUUAUAUGUUGCAACAACUGAUGGGCUCAUCAAGAAGAUUUCUGUACUGCCAAGGACACAAGAUACGUGCAUUGUCGAGGUUUGGGGCCCAUUUCCUUCAACUGUGAUGACUUUACAAUUUCUGAAGAAGUCUCAGAGCCUCUACGUGGGCAUGGAAACUGGUCUUCUCAGGAUUCCAGCAGCUCAAUGCCAUCGUCAUCGAAAACGUCAGGCUUGUUUAAAUGCUCAAGAUCCUUAUUGCGGUUGGAAUGAACAUUUAAUGAAGUGCGACCAAGCACCGUUACAAAACUAUUUGGCCAACCACUGGCAACAAGAAGUAACCAAAUGUCCAGUACUUACAGAUCCAGUUGAUGGUGGUUGGAGUGCAUGGAGUACUUGGGCUCCAUGUCAACAUGGAACCUCUGAAUUGGCAACUGGACAUACUCGAUCACACUUAAGACCCCGUAUUGAUAAUUCAGAGAACUCUGAUACUUGUCAGUGUCAAAUGAGAGAAUGUAACAAUCCACCUCCUCAAAAUGGUGGAGCAGGCUGCACCGGAUCUAAAAUAAAAGUAGCUAAUUGUACGGUUCAUGGUGGUUGGACAGCUUGGUCAGCCUGGUCAGCUUGUUCUCAAACUUGUGGCUUUGCUAUUAAAACUCGUCGUCGUUCCUGCACCAAUCCAGCACCUGCCUUUGGAGGCCGUGUUUGUGUGGGCCACGAUCAUGAUGAGAUUGUUUGUAUUGACUUACCACCAUGUCCAACUCCAGCUAAAGUUGCACCGCCACCGCAAAAUGGUCAGUGGUCGUCAUGGGGGUCAUGGAAUUCAUGUUCGCGUGCUUGUAACGGGGGAAUUCGAGUAAGGAAAAGAACAUGCGACAAACCAUCACCGCGGGAAGGAGGAGCCGAAUGUCCUGGGUGUGCAUUCCAAAUUGAAGACUGUAAUACACAUCCUUGUACAGAAACACGAAGAUAUUCCGCUUGGACACCUUGGUUAGUGGUCAACGGAAGCCAACAAGCUGGUAUAGGUCAUACAGAAAGACGAUAUCGAUUCAGCUGUCGUGCACAAACAGAAGAUCCUACGAGCGUCAAAGUCCAACUGUCAAAAGAAGAUGAAAGAUUCUGUAAAACUGAUGGUACUUGUACUCGAGUGAAUAAUAAUGGAAUUUUCAAUCCGGAUAAUUUUGAUGGAGGAUGGUCUGAGUGGUCUCCUUGGUAUGCAUGCAAUCGUGCAUGUGGAGGAGGAACUCAACAUCGAGUAAGAACAUGCGAGGGCUCUUACUGUGAUGGGCCAAGUACUCAAACACGCUCUUGUAACGAACAUCCUUGUACCGAUGAAUUUGAUGCAAGAGGAAAUGAUUGGUCUUGCUGGACAAACUGGUCCAAAUGCUCGGUAACAUGUGGAGUUGGUUUCCGUACAAGAACGAGAGAAUGUUUAAACUCUGAAGGGUGUCAAGGACCUCAGUUGAUGAAAGAAACUUGUGAAAUGCCUAGCUGCGAGUCGCAAAUUGGUUGGGACACCUGGUCGGCUUGGUCACCUUGUGAUACCUCUCAACAGCAAGUUAGGAAGCGACAAUGUCAAAUAGAUCCCGACGAAGGAGGUUGUGUAGGUCCAAACCGAGAAUUUCGAGAAUGUCUUCCUGAAUGGGAGAGUGAAAUUUUAUCAAACGCACUACCAAGAAGCGUUCACGUGGCUGGAGUAUCUGUGGGAGCUGUUGUAGGUGGAUGUAUUGCAGGAUUUAUCUUAGGAUUAGCGGUUACUGCGCUUCUUUGCUUUUUCUAUUUGAAACGACGUAAGCCUCGAAUUCCUGGAAGUCCUCACUACAUCAGCAAACAAAAUCCCUAUGUUGCGGUUCCACUAAAAGAGGUUAACGCUAAAAGGCAACCAAGUUUCUCGGGAACAAGCAAUGGCAAUGGAACGUUACGUUCUAAGACAAACCCAAAUGUUAAUGGAUUAGGAAGCCCGAAACUCUACCCAAAAGCUCUUGAUUAUGAAUCAGCGACUUUGAAGAGGAAUAGUCAUGGUCAGCAACAUAUUCGUACAGAUUUAGAUCAAGAGAAAUAUUAUUAAGGAAAGUAAAAGUAAGAUUUUUAUUAAAAAAUAUUCAUAUCGACUGAUAUAUUUAGUUAGUAAGAUUGUACAGAAUACGAUCUACUGACUCGUAAUUGAUAUUUUCAAAUGAAAUUGCUCAUUGAGAAUAUAGAGGCUUAACAGCAUUUUAGAUAAAAAGGAAGUCAAAGGACUGUGAAAAAUUUGACGAUUAUGUGGAAAAUGUUUUUACGUACGAGUUCAAAGUUUAUUUUUGUUUUUGUAAAUAACUUGCAAGAGUGAAACGUGAGUAUAAGAGAUAAGUAACCAACGCUUGGUUGGGCAUUUCGAUAACAUUUGUAUAAAAUAUCAUGCAUUCAUCGAAAUUUGAUUCUGACAAAGUCAUGAAUUAAUUAAUUGUUUAUAAGAGUAUUAAUACAUUAACUAGGAAAAAAUUAUAUUAAUAAUUGAUCAUUGAAAAAAUUAAUACAAAUAAACAUGUAAAUACAUCAUUAUUAAUCAUUCAUUAGAUGUAAUGAAAACAAAAAUUAAGAGAAAUAAUGUAUUUUGAGAAAAAUAUUUUUAGUAUACAUUUAAAAGCAGUCGUGCCAUGAAGGAGAGAAUGUAAAUAAAUUUUUUUUUUUAACUUUAAUUUAACUUUAAGAGAAAUGAAUGUAUUAAAAAACGUUCGGAAACGUUUAUCGGCUCACAUUGAGUCAAAUAAAUUUUAUUAUUUAGAACGCACAAACAGUUGCUUUUGAAAUAGUCUUAAAAAUCUAUGUUCCACUACAAAAAUAUUAUCGAAGCAUAUUAAUUAAUCAACUAUAGAAUAAUACCAAAUUUAUGUAUACCUUGUUGUUUUUUUUUUAUACAACAUUUUUUAUAUUUAUACAAUAUUUCCUGUCAAAAAGCAUAUUUUGUAUUUCGCAA